AUGCCAUGGCCUUGCAUGCCAUGCAAGUUUCCUGUGGUGCAGAUACAAUUUCCAAGCUCAGGGGCAGUGAAUCAGCCAAGUAUGAGUGGGAAGUUUGGCGGAAAAGCGUCCACCGCCAUUGCGGAGGGUGGCGGCUUGUUUGCAGACGAAGAAACUCCUUCUGUAGCAGGAACUUGGAACAACACCUUUCAGUAUGAAGCCCUCUACAAGGCUGUGAGCAAAGGCGAUUGGGUGACCACCAAACAUUUCCUUGAUAGCAACCCACAAGCCGUGAGAGCGAAGAUCACAUUAACCGGUGACACUGCUCUUCAUGUCGCCGUCCUCACCGGGCACGGCAAGCUUGUGGAGGAGUUAGUGAGGCUAAUGUCCGACACAGACUUGGAACUCCGAAGUGGUCUCGGCUACACAGCCUUUUCCGUUGCAGCCAUCAAUGAAUUCAAAGAAAUGGCCAACAUAAUGCUUAGAAAGAACCCCAAUUUGGUAUGUGUGAAGAAUGAUAAUGGACUAAUCCCAAUUGUUGUGGCCUCCCUUUAUGGUUCAAAAGAUAUGGUUCGCUAUCUUUACUCCAAGACUCCUAUUGAAAUUCUGAGUCCUGAAAAUAAUGAUCGGAGUGGUGCCACACUACUUAAUUGUCUUAUCACAGAUGGGAUUUAUGAUGUGGCUUUGAAUCUGCUAAAAAAGUAUCCACUACUUGGUGUCACAGAAGAUUUUCAUAGGAACUAUGCAAUCAAAUUGUUGGCGCAUAAACCUUCGGCAUUUCCAAGUGGGCAAAAGUUUAUAUUUUGGAAACAGUGGAUCUACUCAUGUAUGUGUGUGAAACAAUCUGGGAUAAUUCACCACCAUGAUGAUGAAUGGCCCCCUAAAAAAUUUGGUGACGAUGAGGAAAGCAAUAUUAUAAGGUCUCAAGAAUGCUCAAGUUAUAGCAAUUGCUUAUUAAGACAAGUGCGCAGUUUAUUCAUUGGACUAAUUUGGAAACUCUUAACUUGCUUCGUCCCUGACAUGAAGCAUAUAUAUCAUACAAAGUUGAGGCACGCUCAAGUCCUUGAACUCCUUAACUGCAUUCUCAAGGAAAUUCUGAAGUUAAGUAAUACACAACUAGAAAGAAUUGGAUUUGAUCAAGCAAUCUACGAUGCGAUCAAGCACGGAAUAAUUGAGAUUGUUGAUGAGUUGAUUGAGUGCAAUCCUGAAAUAAUAUGGAGGAAAGAUAAAAAGGGUAGAACCAUCUUUGCUAAUGCACUUGUGCUUCGUCAAGAAAAGAUCUUUAGCCAUGUUUACAGAUUGGGUGCUAAGCUUCGCAUAGCAGUGCUUCGUCAUGAUAUAUUUGGUAACAAUUUUUUACAUCUAGCUGCCAAGCUAUCUCCUCCUUCAAGACUUGAUCGUAUCUCAGGUGGAGCUUUGCAAAUGCAAAGAGAAUUACAAUGGUUUAAGGAGGUGCAAAGCAUGGUGCCACCAAAAUACAUGGAAGAAGUCAAUGAAAACAACAAAGCACCAAGUGCAUUGUUCUCAGAGGAGCACCAAGAGUUAAUAAGAGAAGGGGAAAGAUGGAUGAAGAACACAGCAGCUUCAUGCAUGGUUGUAGCAACACUCAUCGCCGCGGUAAUGUUCACUUCAGCUUUUACGGUUCCCGGUGGCGACAAUAACGAAACAGGUUUCCCCAUCUUCUUAAAGUACGAUGCAUUCCUCGUCUUCGUCAUUUCGAAUGCUUUCGCCUUGUUUGCUUCUUCGACUGCUGUGCUAGUGUUCUUAGGAAUUCUCACUUCACGCUACGAAGAAAGAGAUUUUCUCAAAUCCUCGCCGACGAAAUUGAUCAUUGGUCUUUUCUCUCUUUUCUUCUCGAUAGUAACCAUGAUGGUAGCGUUUGGUUCAGCUCUUUCAAUUGUCCUCCAAGCAAGAUUGAAAUGGGUGGCCAUUCCAGUCAUUGUUCUUUCUUCAAUCCCGGUUGUUUUCUUUGCUCUUUUACAAUUUCCUCUUCUCGUUGAAAUGGUCAUCUGCACAUAUUGGCGAGACAUCUUUGACAAACCGAAGAAAGGAUCUAUGUUAGAGGAUAAUUAAUUGAAUUUCUAAUUUAUGUAUUUUAGC
Messenger RNA from Pistacia vera, 2079 nucleotides. RefSeq lists its product as uncharacterized. The transcript has 7 exons. Lineage: Eukaryota; Viridiplantae; Streptophyta; Magnoliopsida; Sapindales; Anacardiaceae. The record is from RefSeq and is a predicted model, not a curated record. Gene Ontology annotation, molecular function: protein binding. The coding region runs from base 1 to 2052 and encodes 683 amino acids.